Molecule: messenger RNA, 3237 nt
Organism: Macaca mulatta (Rhesus monkey)
Lineage: Eukaryota; Metazoa; Chordata; Mammalia; Primates; Cercopithecidae
Gene: CTPS1
Product: CTP synthase 1
Biological process (GO): CTP biosynthetic process; pyrimidine nucleobase biosynthetic process
Cellular component (GO): cytoplasm; cytoophidium
Molecular function (GO): identical protein binding; CTP synthase activity
Source: RefSeq, a predicted model, not a curated record
ACUUCCGUCUUGGAGGCCAGGGGUGGCGCUGCCGCUGUCCCUCGCCCGGAGGCAGAGAUGCGCUGGCGCGUCACGGCCAGCAGCCCACAGUGAAAAACUAUUGGAUGGAAGGCGACGCCCAGAACUCCAGGAGAACGCUGUGGGAGGACGCGAGGCCAGGCGACUAAUAGGCCAGGUGUGAGUCCCCAAACAGCAUUCUCCCCUUCAAGAAAGGAAGCUUGGGCCACAGGCUGGGACGGAAGCAGAGGGGCAGACACGCCGCCACUCGCCCGGCCUCGAACCGCCGGCGACUCAGCUCAGCCGAGGCGGCCAGGAGGUCCGCUGGCCCCGCGCCUGCGCACGCCGAGCCCCGCCCCGCCCCGCCCCGCCCCGCGCCCUCCAGGCCCGCCCCGCCCUCCACCUUCUGCGUGCGCACAGCCUAUAGCCCGCCUCCGUGAAAGACUGCCGGGCGCAUGCGGUCGGGGUUGUUCACUGGCUGUCCGGGGCUCCGCGCGCGUCGCCGGCCCGACUCUGUCGCUGACGGGAGGAUCUGAAGCCGGCCGCAGGUCAAAGAGUAAAAUGAAGUAUAUUCUGGUUACUGGUGGUGUUAUAUCAGGAAUUGGAAAAGGAAUCAUUGCCAGCAGUGUGGGCACAAUACUCAAGUCAUGUGGUUUACAUGUAACUUCAAUCAAAAUUGACCCCUACAUUAACAUUGAUGCAGGAACAUUCUCUCCUUAUGAGCAUGGUGAGGUUUUUGUGCUGGAUGAUGGGGGGGAAGUAGACCUUGACCUGGGUAACUAUGAGCGUUUCCUUGACAUCCGCCUCACCAAGGACAAUAAUCUGACCACUGGAAAGAUAUACCAGUAUGUCAUUAACAAGGAACGGAAAGGAGAUUACUUGGGGAAAACUGUCCAAGUUGUCCCUCAUAUCACAGAUGCAAUCCAGGAGUGGGUAAUGAGACAGGCGCUAAUACCUGUAGAUGAAGAUGGCCUGGAACCUCAAGUGUGUGUUAUUGAGCUUGGUGGAACCGUGGGGGACAUAGAAAGCAUGCCCUUUAUUGAGGCCUUCCGUCAGUUCCAAUUCAAGGUCAAAAGAGAGAACUUUUGUAACAUCCAUGUCAGUCUAGUUCCCCAGCCAAGUUCAACAGGGGAACAGAAGACUAAACCCACCCAGAAUAGUGUUCGGGAACUUCGAGGGCUUGGGCUUUCCCCAGAUCUGGUCGUAUGCAGGUGCUCAAAUCCACUUGACACAUCAGUGAAGGAGAAAAUAUCAAUGUUCUGCCAUGUUGAGCCUGAACAAGUGAUCUGCGUCCACGAUGUCUCAUCCAUCUACCGAGUCCCCUUGUUGUUAGAGGAGCAAGGGGUUGUAGAUUAUUUUCUUCGAAGACUUGACCUUCCUAUUGAGAGGCAGCCAAGAAAAAUGCUGAUGAAAUGGAAAGAGAUGGCUGACAGAUAUGAUCGUUUGCUGGAGACCUGCUCUAUUGCCCUUGUGGGCAAAUACACGAAGUUCUCAGACUCCUAUGCUUCUGUCAUUAAGGCUCUGGAGCAUUCUGCACUGGCCAUCAACCACAAAUUGGAAAUCAAGUACAUAGAUUCUAUGGACUUGGAGCCCAUCACCUCGCAGGAAGACCCCGUGCGCUACCACGAAGCUUGGCAGAAGCUCUGUAGUGCUCAUGGAGUGCUGGUUCCAGGAGGAUUUGGUGUUCGAGGAACCGAAGGAAAAAUCCAAGCAAUUGCCUGGGCUCGAAAUCAGAAAAAGCCUUUUUUGGGUGUGUGCUUAGGAAUGCAGUUGGCAGUAGUUGAAUUCUCAAGAAACGUGCUGGGAUGGCGAGAUGCCAAUUCUACAGAGUUUGACCCUACGACCAGUCAUCCCGUGGUCGUAGACAUGCCAGAACACAACCCAGGGCAGAUGGGCGGAACCAUGAGGCUGGGCAAGAGGAGAACCCUGUUCCAGACCAAGAACUCAGUCAUGAGGAAACUCUAUGGAGACGCAGACUACCUGGAAGAGAGGCACCGGCACCGAUUUGAGGUGAAUCCAGUCUGGAAAAAGUGUUUGGAAGAACAAGGCUUGAAGUUUGUUGGCCAAGAUGUCGAAGGAGAGAGAAUGGAAAUUGUGGAGUUAGAAGAUCAUCCCUUUUUUGUUGGUGUUCAGUACCACCCUGAGUUCCUGUCCAGACCUAUCAAGCCCUCCCCACCAUACUUUGGCCUCCUCCUGGCCUCUGUGGGGCGGCUCUCGCAUUACCUCCAGAAAGGCUGCAGGCUCUCACCCAGGGACACCUACAGUGACAGAAGUGGAAGCAGCUCCCCUGACUCUGAAAUCACCGAACUGAAGUUUCCAUCAAUAAAUCAUGACUGAUCUUGUAGUGAUGAUUCUUCAGGAGACCCUUCAGACUUGGGUAGAGUUUACAGCUCUGACUUUACACUCGGCUUUGGACACUUUCUUUAAAUUAUGUUUUUAUUAAGAUUAUUUUAUUAUGCGGAAAGGUAUUUGGGAAACUUGUCACUUGCAUGUCCCAUCAUGUGUACUGGCUCCUCUGUGGUGUCUGCCUGUUGCGUGACACUCUCCUUGCAGUUCUUGAGUUGCGGCAGACAUUGGGAUGGGAACUGAUGGUGGGUGGGGCUGCAGAGUGCCCCAUCGGUCACCUGGUUUCUCAACUACCUCGCGUCAUUGCAGAUGCUAGCGCGUUGCCUGUCGCUUUCCCCUGGAUGCCUAGACCGUUAUAAAGUGUGCCACAUGGACUUACUGAGCAUGGAGAGAGGAUUUUAGCUAGGAUUUGAACACUUGGUGCUGGGAACCUCAGGGUGUUGCUUGCCACUAAGCCAUGAAACCAGAGACAAAAUCUCUAUACUGCCCUGAGUUGGGGGGAUUCUCAGUGCCAACUGUGGCUGGUCCUCGUCAUCCAAAGGGACGGUCAGUUUGGUGUCACAUGAAACACCAAGAUGUCUGUCUCUGAAGCGUGAUUUUAAAAUCCCCAUGCCUGUGGCUGCGCUUCCUGUUGCUAGGGCUGGGAAACACUCCUUGCAUCAAGGGGUCACUUACAGAACAGAGUCUUUUGGGGAAACUUCCUCUAAAACCCUCUCAUAUAUAGACAGCUUUGACUCGAGGGUACGUUUUUCUUCCAGGAUGGUGUUACUGCAGUUGAAAGGGCAAUAUGAAGUUAUUUUCUUAAUGUGACCUAACGAUAGGCACAGCUAUGUGCUCCUAUAUUCUGGCCAGACUCAAUGUGUACUCUAACUUAAGAAAUAAAUAAAUAAUGCA